This is a messenger RNA of Acomys russatus (golden spiny mouse), 773 nucleotides long. RefSeq names its product synuclein gamma (gene Sncg). NCBI's taxonomy places the organism in Eukaryota, Metazoa, Chordata, Mammalia, Rodentia, Muridae. Gene Ontology annotation, cellular component: cytoplasm; neuronal cell body; axon terminus. The coding region runs from base 106 to 483 and encodes 125 amino acids. The record is from RefSeq and is a predicted model, not a curated record. Gene Ontology annotation, molecular function: cuprous ion binding. Gene Ontology annotation, biological process: chemical synaptic transmission; synapse organization; synaptic vesicle endocytosis. The transcript is spliced from 5 exons.
AAUAUUUCACCCGCGUCAAUAAGAGGCAGCGGCAGCAGGGACAGCAGCUGCAGCAGCACUCCAGCCCAUAGCUCACAGCAGUCAGGUCCCAUCCGUGCAACCACCAUGGACGUCUUUAAGAAAGGCUUCUCCAUUGCCAAGGAAGGUGUUGUGGGUGCCGUGGAGAAGACCAAGCAGGGAGUGACAGAGGCAGCUGAAAAGACCAAGGAGGGGGUCAUGUACGUGGGUACCAAAACCAAGGAGAAUGUGGUACAAAGUGUAACCUCAGUGGCCGAGAAGACCAAGGAGCAGGCCAAUGCUGUGAGUGACGCUGUGGUCACCAGCGUCAACACGGUGGCCACCAAGACCGUGGAGGAGGCAGAAAACAUCGCGGUCACCUCUGGGGUGGUACGAAAGGAGGACUUGGAACAACCUGCCCCUGCACAGGAACUGGAGGCCAAAGAGCAAGAGGAGGAUGAAGAGGCCAAGAGUGGAGGAGACUAGAAAGCCACCAGUCAGCCACAGAGGCCCAAGGGACACCCCCCUCUCUCUCUCUGCCUUGGACCCUGUCCCAACCAGAUACACUGAGUGCCCUGCCUAGAGUGCCCUGCAGGUUGCUCACAUUCUCUGCUCCCCAGCCCAGUGCCACAAGGCUGUCUACGCACGCUACUGCCAGCGCCAGCGCCCCCUGCUGGCUCCUUCUGCCCUAUGGUCCCCCUGAUCACAGAUUGGAUGCUGCUGUGGAUUUUUUUUUUUUUUUUAAAUGAUUCCAAAUAAAAUCUGAGCUCCACUCC